This is a messenger RNA of Ustilaginoidea virens, 789 nucleotides long. RefSeq lists its product as uncharacterized. The coding region runs from base 1 to 789 and encodes 262 amino acids. NCBI's taxonomy places the organism in Eukaryota, Fungi, Ascomycota, Sordariomycetes, Hypocreales, Clavicipitaceae. The transcript has a single exon. The record is from RefSeq and is a predicted model, not a curated record.
AUGAUCCCCCCCCUCCUGGUCAUCUUGUCCCUGUCGGCAUGUGCUCAAGCGGUCCAGGUGUCUAGCGAACAGGCUGUCGCCUACUUCAUCUCGCAACUGAACCAGACAAUCUCCAUAGACAUGGCCAAUCCACCCUGGAUGGAUGGUGAUAUUCAAGACGUUCCUCUAUCUUGCAUAGACCAGGAAUGCCCCGUGGCGCAGUUGUGGAAGCGCACCUUGCUGCAGUCCCUUGACUACGUUGAUAUCCUGUAUACAGCGCAUAGUGAAACACCCAGGCUCAACGCCGGAACCGAAGACAUGCUCAUUUCAUUCGCAAAGUCAACCUCUGUUAUGGUGGCGACUACCUGGGGCUGGCAUAUCGGGGCCAAGUUCUCCUAUUCAGGCCAAGCAAUACAAGUCGGUUAUGGCGUUUCAACUACAGUCGCUACAACAGUAACAACAUCCGAGACCGACUCCAUCAACUGCCAGGCAGGCUACGAGUGCACCGUCAAGACGCUCACCUUCUACACCAUGGUCCACGGCAAGUGCGUCACGCCGACCUAUCUCUCGUGCUGGGGCGUUUACAACAUCUGCGACUACGCGACCCAGCCCUGCCCGGCGUUCCAAAACCUACACGAUGCCACGUGCCGUGCCGAUCAGCCGGUAUCGCCCUGCUCUAUUAGGGUUCCGCUCCUUGAUGACGAGAACCAACCAAUUAUUGCCAAGGUCGCUGUUUCCAAUAAGAUCCCUGGCGGCACCAAGAGGAGCCUAGGGCGGAGGUUACCGAGGCCGAGGUUAGGAAAGAGAUGA